UCCAGGUGCUAUGCUGUUGGUCCCGCAAAUUCACGAAUCUAUGCGCUGCAAGUCAGGAUAUCGUCAAUUGCUACUGUUGUCAGAAUCCCACGAGCGAGACAGACGCCCGCGCAGUCAAGGCAGACACCCGCGCGACCGAGAAAUAACUCCGCGUGAGCAAGACGAGGAGUAUGAGCAGCGCAGGGUCAGCAGACCGACGCUUAGCUAUCAGCGCCACACUAGACCACCGACAACCUCCGUCAUCGUGCAUCUCCCACGCAAACGCCGAUUGAAGCAGGAGAUGGAUUCAAUGGCAGUGAAUCCCGCGUACGUGCUUGUAUCCUGUACGAGGAAGCUCUGGACUUAUUGAGCGGUCUCGCACGGACUACAGCACGAAGGCGUCGAUCCCGCGUCUGUAUAGAGGUCGGUUCGUGUCCGAAGAGAUCAUCGAUACAUCACUGGCAGGUAGCCACACAUAACAGAAGGCAGUUGAAGGGAGUACCACCUGCGCUUCGCAGACCUCGUAGCAGCCUCGUAAGUCACGCCGCUCCACCUGCGAGGCCUUGACACACGCAAGAGCUAGUGAUACCUAGUUGCACAACUAGUCAUAGUCGGUAUGGUGUUUCUUCUGGUAAUGUGGCUGUCUUUUGACCUAUCCUCUUGCAGUACAUGACCACGUCGAAUCCAGCGCUGGAGCUGAGGAGCGUGAGCGCAGGACAAGUUAUAUACUUGCUGAACGAGCUUCAGUGCUUCCACCGCGUCGUGAGAGAUCGACAUCAAGCCCGGCUUCGAGAAUCCCGCGCAGAAUAGAGUAGACACGUUGCGAACACGCGCCUUCAGGCCG
This is a messenger RNA of Schizophyllum commune H4-8, 823 nucleotides long. RefSeq lists its product as uncharacterized. The coding region runs from base 11 to 349 and encodes 112 amino acids. The transcript has a single exon. NCBI's taxonomy places the organism in Eukaryota, Fungi, Basidiomycota, Agaricomycetes, Agaricales, Schizophyllaceae. The record is from RefSeq and is a predicted model, not a curated record.